This is a messenger RNA of Komagataella phaffii GS115, 1863 nucleotides long. RefSeq names its product Subunit of the CCR4-NOT complex, which is a global transcriptional regulator with roles in transcrip. The coding region runs from base 1 to 1863 and encodes 620 amino acids. The record is from RefSeq and is a predicted model, not a curated record. Gene Ontology annotation, cellular component: P-body; nucleus; CCR4-NOT core complex. Lineage: Eukaryota; Fungi; Ascomycota; Pichiomycetes; Pichiales; Pichiaceae. The transcript is spliced from 2 exons. Gene Ontology annotation, biological process: nuclear-transcribed mRNA poly(A) tail shortening; regulation of DNA-templated transcription.
AUGUCUCAAAGGAAGUUACAACAAGAGAUUGACCGUGUGUUCAAAAAAGUCAAAGAAGGUCUGGAAGAGUUCGAUUAUGUCUAUGAUAAACUACAAGCAUGCGAGAGCUCUUCUCAGAAGGAAAAAUUAGAAAGUGAUCUGAAAAGAGAAAUCAAAAAACUACAACGAUCCAGAGACCAAAUCAAAAUAUGGUUGGCGGGAAAUGAAGUCAAGGAGAAGAAAGGAUUGAUGGAACACAGAAAAUUGAUUGAACAUGAGAUGGAGCGAUUCAAAGAGGUCGAGAAAGAAAUGAAGACAAAGGCGUUCAGUAAGGAGGGACUGAACAUGAAUAAAGUCGAUCCAAGGGAAAAGGAAAAGUCAGAGACCUCCAAGUUUGUGGAGUCCAUGAUUGAAGAGUUGGAAAGACAGAGUGAAGCCUUGGAAGCUCAGAUAGAUCAAAUCCAGAGUAGUGGCAAACGAGGGAAGAAACUGGAUAACUCUAAGACCGAUCAAAUUGCCGAACUACAGUCCUCCUUGGAUAGAAAUAACUGGCAUCAGGAGAAACUUCAAACUAUACUAAGAUUGCUUCAGAAUGGUAAUUUGGAGGCGGAUCAAAUCCAGCGCAUACAAGAGGAUAUUGAGUAUUACGUCGAAUCUAACCAGGAUGCCGAUUUUGCUGAAGAUGAUGGUAUUUAUGAUGAAUUGGGACUGGAUGAAAUUGAAGAUGGGUUCUUGUUUGCCGCCGCCUCUGGACCCCUUUCAAAAGAUGAAGAAGGUAAAGAUGAAAAUGACGAAAAUGUAUCAGAUAACGAGUCUCCAAGUGCCAGUGCAUCUAGUAAUUUUGCUGCGGUAAAUCAAGGUUCAACUUCUGACAGCACCGUCAAGACCGCUCCUGCUGCUAUUAACUCAUCAACAGGAUCUGUCUCCAAUGUCACCUCAACGAACUCCAAUGCAUCUGUUUUGCUCAACAAACUCACAAGAACAUCUCCUGCAAGAUCAGCUGCUGCGACUCCCCCACAUUCUCAUAACGAAUUAACUGGAAUUCAAUCAAAUCUUAAGCCUGCUGUGGCCCCUGUGCUGACGCCCAAGUUGAAAUAUUCUAAGGUUGCCAGUACAGCAGCUACCGCAAGUGUGCCACCAGGAUCAACGAAGGUUGGAUCGUCCACCCAUUCAACCACUCCGACUGCAACUACAGCCGCAACUGCACAUCCGGCAGUUUCCUCUUCUUCUCUACCAUUGGAUUCUUUGUCGUCAACGACUACUCAUCCCAAUGGUCUUGACGCUCCAACAUCUGAAUCGUCCUUGAAAAUUGCAAACAAUCUUAUUGCUAAUUUGGAUGGAGUCAAGAAGGAAUGUCUCAAUAAGCCGAUUAAAAAGACCCCUGAAGAGAUGGACAACAUGUAUCAACUGCUUAAUUCUUCACUGUUAAAUUGUCCAGACUCAUUUGAUGCAGAUGUGCCAAACAUGUAUAUCCCUAGACAACCACACCCUACCCAUAUUUCGUUCCCUCAGGAACCUUUGUUGGAGAUUAUGAACUCGGCAAAGAUUUUACAGAACUUUGAUUUGGAGACUUUAUUCUACUGUUUCUAUUAUCACAGCUACGAGAAUGCAGCUGAUGAACAUAAGGUAUUCGACAACUCAGGCAGUUUCCUACAAAUUAAUACGGCGAAGGAGUUGCAUAGAAGGGGCUGGAAGUACCACAAAGAGCUCAAGACCUGGUUCCUGCUCAAUAAUGACGAAGCUAAUCAAACUCCUCCGCCUAUUGAAGAGCACGUUCAACAAAAGAGCAACUGGAAAUACUUUGAUUACCAGGAGACAUGGCUUCCCAGGAGAAAAGACGAUUUUACUUUUGAGAAGGACAAGUUGGAAACGUUGUAUCUUUGA